This is a messenger RNA of Manduca sexta (tobacco hornworm), 2001 nucleotides long. RefSeq lists its product as uncharacterized. The coding region runs from base 64 to 1407 and encodes 447 amino acids. NCBI's taxonomy places the organism in Eukaryota, Metazoa, Arthropoda, Insecta, Lepidoptera, Sphingidae. The transcript has 2 exons. The record is from RefSeq and is a predicted model, not a curated record.
GUAUAAUUCACCGUGAAUUAACUCGUAAUAAACCUUACAUACCACACAACAUUGAGCCGCUGAAUGAGUAACAUGGAGCUCGUAUUGAUUUGCAUCGCUUUGUUUCUUGGAGAAUCGUCGCAGCAAAUAAACUCUGAAGAACUUGAUGAUAUACUGGAUAAAUUAAUAAAUCAAAUAAAAAAUAAUGAUACCUUUGAAGUUACCAAUGCUUCAGACGAUAAGACAAUUCACAACGAAUUAAUUGACAAAUCACCCGAUGAGUCCAAAAUUAUAUAUGUUAGAGCCUAUAAUAAACCCAAUAUUGAGUUUAUACCCGACAAUGUCAGUGAUGAAUCGCAGGAAUAUCCCGCAGUUAGCGAUAAUAUCUCUCGGUUUGGUGAUUCUCAAAAUAUAUCGGAAACAAAUGAAAAUGAACCAGAGAAUAUUUUAGAGGACAUUGGAAGCUUAAGUGAUAUCGCGACUGAUAAGGAUGAAGAUCUUAAACAAUCGACAAAUAAACCCAAAAUAAUAAUAUUAAAAGAUCACAAUAAUCCAAUCCUACGUGAUGCUAAUAAUUCAAGUGACUUUAUAGCUAUACCAUUAGAUACACAAGAUACUAGGCGAAGAUUUGAUAAUUUAUCACUUCCCGACGAAGUAUUAAAUUUGAUAAAAAAUAAUAAAGAUAGAGGAAUUAUUUUAAAAGAAAUCGUUGUUGAAAUUGAACACAAUACAGAAAAUAAUACAGCUACUGAUGUAGUCGAUCAGCCAAUGACUAGUAAACCAAAGCUAAAAGAUAGUUUGGAAGAUGUCCGUAACAUCAUUAACAAUACAACACUGUCUGAUAUUACAACCGAACGCUCUGAAAAAGUAACUGUAAAAAUAUCGGCUAAGAAACGGAACCAGAAAAAACCUUCAAAAGUCACAAAUACAAAUAAAACAAAAGAUUCAAGGAAACAACAUCAAUCAGAUUCAUAUUUGACCGAUAGGACAGUACCGUUCGAGCUAAAACAAGAACAGUAUAAAGCACUGAAUCUAAAUAUUCCACAAGUUUCUGAUGUAAAUGUAAUUCCAACACCUAUAAGAAUUGAAAAUCUUGAACCUCGUACAUUCCUUUGGAGUACUGUGCCAAAAGCACGACUUUGUCAGGAAAACUGUGUUUUACGUAAGUUGUUCCCAAACAAUAAUUUGUAUCCAACGAUAAUUUCUAGAAGUCCUCAUAUUAUUCCAAAUACUCUUAUAAGUCAGUCAAUUAAGCCAAUUAUUGUAUCACCAAGAUCUCCAAAAUUGCAAAUAGACAGAGCUUUACAAAACAUGUACUCCGUGCCAACGCCUCAAAAUGGUCCCACUUACUACAUAACAGAUGUUAUGAAUAGAAUUUGGGCUAGGAAGAUCUAUCAACCAUCGUACAACAAAUUUGUUUACUUAUAAAGUACCUAAACAUAAAAAGUAUCUAUUUAAUUAUGUUUUUGCACAAUAACACAAAUUUUGGUAGUUCAUAAUCAGUCACCAGCAGCUAGUUAGUGAAGUUGUGACUCGAAAACACAAAGAAGCUAUCCACAAUUCGCAGUCUAACUAGUGAGAAGCGAGCAAACACGAUCAAACCGAAGUCCAAACUGCGCUCAAAGAUCUAGUUAGCUGCGGGGAUGACUCCACUGUUCAUUGCCACGUUUGCUGACAUGGUUAAGGAAGGUUAUACGCAGCCUACUUGCAGUGUAGAAAUAAGCUGUAAGUUGAGUAAAACCCGUUCUGAUACGAGCAGAGUCUAAAAAAUCAUACAAGUAGCUUGUACGACAAAAUCACAUUUUAUUAUUAAAAAAAAUGUUAUGCGCUGAACUUAUUAUAUAUGCUUAUUUAAUUAUUUGUAAAUGUCUAUAUAGCUCAAAUUGUUGCUGAAUUAAUUUAGCAAUUUUUUUACAUAAUUAAGAUGUCAAAAUAUAACAGACAUAAACUUGAAAAAUCUAAAAUGGAGUGUGUUAUUUAUAAACACAAUUAAGAUACUUAGGCCCUUUCUUAAAAAAAUAU